Messenger RNA from Acyrthosiphon pisum (pea aphid), 962 nucleotides. RefSeq names its product tryptophan 2,3-dioxygenase-like. The transcript is spliced from 4 exons. The coding region runs from base 518 to 871 and encodes 117 amino acids. The record is from RefSeq and is a predicted model, not a curated record. NCBI's taxonomy places the organism in Eukaryota, Metazoa, Arthropoda, Insecta, Hemiptera, Aphididae. Gene Ontology annotation, molecular function: heme binding; L-tryptophan 2,3-dioxygenase activity; metal ion binding.
GCAAUGUCCGAUCACAAAUUGGUUAACUAUACGUCUAUACGUAAUAAGCUAUUAUGUAAACUAUUUAAUGCAUAGUAUAUACUAUAAUACUCUGUACAAUUAUAACGAAUAGGUCUAUGAACCUAUUAAUUAUUAUGUAACUAUAACGAUAGCAGGAUAACUCAAUCCUUUCAGACUUUCGUACGCGCCUAUUGCCUUGGAAAAGAUAUUAGAUUACUUGGACGGUUUUGCUAUAAGCUUUACCCUUGCUGUAGGUUUUCGCCACAUAUGAGACUACAUUACAUAUUUGACUGCUAAAUCGAGUAUAAGCCUAGGUAUAUGAAUUCUAUUAAUCAGUAGACAGCGUGUCGUUUAGUUCAUAUUAUACUUUUCUUUAUAAAAACAUAUCGCAUAAGUCAAGACUCAAGGGUUAAAUCGUAUCCAGAAUAAAUUAAACGUAUUAUAAUAAGGUAUACGUCGAUUACGUCGUAUAUACCUACCGAUCGUUUUUUAUAGAAUUGAACGCAUUUACCGAAAAAUGAGUUGUAUCAACGGUAAAGAUAGAGUCAAUGAUCAACAAAAUAACAGAAGGUGUAAACAGAAUGUUAUCGCAGCCAAUGGUUAUGCAGAUUAUCUACAACUUGACAAACUUUUAGAUUCUCAGACAAUGUUAAGUAAGCAAAACGGUAGAGUUUCGUACGACGAGCAUCUCUUCAUAGUUACUCAUCAAGCUUACGAGUUGUGGUUCAAGCAGAUUUUAUUCGAAAUGGAUAUUGUUUGUAAAUUAUUAUCUGCUAACCUUUGGAAUAACGAGCACGAAAUGUUCAACAUCUUAAAGCGUUUAGGUAGGAUUUCAUCAAUUAUCAAGGUGAGCUUGUAUAAAUAUCGUUAAAACAAAUGUUAUCUCUAACGUAUCAUCCAGAUUACUAUUAUUUAUAAUUUAGAUAUAUAGAUUUAGAAAUUACAGAACAUUCACAUUCAAU